Brassica oleracea var. oleracea is the source of this 1578-nucleotide messenger RNA. RefSeq lists its product as uncharacterized. The coding region runs from base 1 to 1578 and encodes 525 amino acids. NCBI's taxonomy places the organism in Eukaryota, Viridiplantae, Streptophyta, Magnoliopsida, Brassicales, Brassicaceae. The record is from RefSeq and is a predicted model, not a curated record. The transcript has 11 exons.
AUGGCUACUAAUUUUGACAAGGUUAUGGACUUGAGUCCUGCGAAAACUACGUGGAAAAUUAAGGUCAAGAUAAUUCAUCUAUGGAGACAAUACUCUGCAGGCGAUAUUGACAGUAUUGAGAUGGUGUUAAUUGAUUCAAAUGGAGUGAAGAUUCAUGCAUCUGUGAUGAAGGACUUGGUUACUAAAUUUGAUCCAUUUCUUUCGCAGGGUAGUUCUAAGAUAUUUAUCAACUUCUCAGUGGGACACUCAUAUAGUUCGUACCGAACUACUAAACACCCAUACAAGAUUUCAUUCCUUGAAACCACACAUGUAAGAAGUUGCGAGUCUCCUAUUGAGGUUUCCGGUUUUGAUCCUACCUACCGUGAUAUACUUGAUGGGUCACUCAAUUCAGACUACUUGGUUGAUGUCAUUGGGCAAAUUGUUGAAGUAUCCCCAAUUGAAGUUGUCACCGUCAAUGGGAAAGACACAAACAAGAUUUCCUUAGAACUAAGAAAUUCUAAUGACGAACGUCUACAGACGGUUUUGUGGGGUGUUUUUGCAACGGAUGUUAUGGAAGCUAUCCAAAUGCGUAGGAACCAUGCUAUAAUCUGUGUCAUCAGAUUUGGGAAGAUAAAUGUUUGGAAAGAUGAGCGCAGCAUAUCCAAUGCAUACAAUGUCUCUGAUGUCUCACUUAAUCCACCUAUGGUGGAAGUUGAUGAUUUUAUUGCAGUGUUACCGAAGGACGAAUUGGUUUUACCAAUUGUCGAUCCUAAACCAUUGUCUGUUGGCUGUGGUGUUUCUCAAAAGGAUGAUUUUUUUGUCCACACACCAAGGAAAACCAUAUCUCAAUUGUCUGACGCUAGAGAUGUUGAGAAGUGUAUUGUGAUGUGCACCAUUGCAGCCAUUGAUUCUGAUAUAGGAUGGUAUUAUUUAAGUUGCAAAGUGAGUGCAAAGAAGGUUUUGAAUGUGCCUAAUGACUUUGAUGAAGAUGGGAAUGACGAUGAUCCCAUAAUGUUCACAUACUAUUGUCCUAAAUGCAAAGUUUCGAAUCCCAAGCUUCUACCUAGGUACAAGCUGCAUUUGAUUGUUUUAGACAGUACUGGAAAUUCAAAAUUCCUCUUAUUCUACAAUCUUGCUAUUCAGCUACUUCAUCAGCCUUGCACUGAACUGGUUGGACCCAAUGCUGAUGAGAUUGAGGAACCGGCUGCUAUACCUCUUGCCCUUAACAAUUUGAUUGGAAAGACUUAUUUGUUCAAGGUUGGUAUUGAAGGAGAAAAUUAUCUCUAUAAGCAUGACACUUGCAUAAUCAGUAAGAUUAUCACCAACCAUGAUAUAAUUACUGAGUUCCAAACAAUCGUCUAUCCAAAGAAACCAAGUGUAACCUAUACGUGCGACAACUCCAUCCUCUCUGAUGCACCAGAGGGUUCCGUCAUGGUUUCUGAUGAGUCAUCUCAAGAAUGUGAACCAACUGAUCUCACUCCCGCAAAACGCAGAGGAACGCUCUUUGAUAACUUGGAGGCAGCAGUUGAUCAGAAUUCUUUAACAAGGUCUCCACGUAGUACUGGAAUCAAGAAGGAAAAGACCGAGGAAAGUGGCUAA